Messenger RNA from Chenopodium quinoa (quinoa), 1027 nucleotides. Its product is annotated as zinc finger SWIM domain-containing protein 7-like. Gene Ontology annotation, cellular component: Shu complex. The coding region runs from base 419 to 817 and encodes 132 amino acids. Lineage: Eukaryota; Viridiplantae; Streptophyta; Magnoliopsida; Caryophyllales; Amaranthaceae. Gene Ontology annotation, biological process: double-strand break repair via homologous recombination. The record is from RefSeq and is a predicted model, not a curated record. Gene Ontology annotation, molecular function: zinc ion binding. The transcript is spliced from 6 exons.
UUUUAUAUUGUAAGAAAACAUAACAAGUGGGGGUAGGGCCCGUACGUAGGGGUAGUGAGGGAGAAAAUGUUUUUUUAUUAGUGGUCCAACUUUGUAUUUAGCAACGUGUCAAUUAUUCUGGAACGAAUGAAGAUGAAAACUGUGUUAAGUAAUAAAAUAUAUUUUUACACUAUUUGAGAAUGGUUUUUUUAGCACGAUUCGAAAUUUAACUCCGAACCCAACCUGUUGACUCAAAAUCUCAAUUUGACAAAUCUAUUUGAACUCGAUUCCAUUACGGAGUAGCAAAAUAAGCCAUUAUCUAAUGAGAAAGAAAAAGGAUAGGGUUACGUACCUUCAAAGUUCAAACUGCUUCAAGUAAAAAUGUGCUCCUAGUAGUUAUUUUCCCCGCUCCGAAGAAAGAAAGUAAAAAAUUGCGAAAAUGAAUUCAACAACAAUGGUGGCUGAAGCACUAUGGAAGAAUAUCGAGUCCAACCAUUCAGUGACCGAUGAUCAACUGGGAGUGUUGCAUUUUUUGUUCGGGAAGAAUUUUGAGCGAGCUACAAGGAUUGUGGAUCAACAAGGUGUUAAAAGAAUUUCUGGUGAACCCAGUGGUCGCUCUAUAUUUCAGGUUGUUGGAGAAUCUCGGAAGAAGGAAGAAUAUUUAUGUUUCGCCGAGCAUUAUUGUGGAUGCUACUCAUUUUUCUAUGAUAUAGUGAAUCGAGGGGAACAGCUUUGUUGUAAGCACCAGUUGGCUGCGAGACUAGCUGCAUCUUUAGGAGCGUGUAUAGAAGGCAAGGUAUCUGAUGAAGAGCUUGCAAUGCUGCUAUCAAAGCUGUGACAGUAGUUGUAUACUUGGAGAUGGAAGCAGGUGAUUUCUUUUCUGUUACAUCUAGGCUAUCAGCAAUUGGAAAAGUUUGUAAUCAACUUAGAAAAGCAUGACGUGCAGUUAGCAAUGAUAAAUUACAUUGUACUAACUCAUUUUAGCUGUUACUGACUUGUGUAAUAUAAUACCAAAACGUGAAAUUUAUGUGUGCUUCCAUAGGUUUUA